Molecule: messenger RNA, 1670 nt
Organism: Ectocarpus sp. CCAP 1310/34
Lineage: Eukaryota; Phaeophyceae; Ectocarpales; Ectocarpaceae
Source: the annotation of a GenBank genome assembly
AUGGCUGCUCCCUCCAGCGCCGUCGGUCAAGCGCAAGCUGCAGCCGCGCUCGCAGCAGAAGAACAAGCCGCAGCAGCAGCGGCCGCAGGGGAGGAGCAGCCGGAGGCAGCGGCGGCAGCAGCGGCACAAGCAGCGGAGGCAGCGGCUGCACAAGUAGCGGCGGCAGCAGCAGUGGUGGUGCAUCCUCCUCCCCCUCCCGUCAACCAAAACCCUGAGGUGAACGUGGGAGGAGACCAGCCCGCCGUGAAUCUCAACGCAGUCCUCCAGCAACUUUUGGCUGGUCAACAAGCGCAGGCUGUCUUCAAUGCGAACAUCGCGCAGCAACUGGAGCAAUUGCAUCAGCAGCAACCACCGGUCGCCGCCCCGUUCGCUGGCCAAUUCCUGGCGGAGCCUGCGGGAGGAGUUCUACACCCCCUCCCGGCCAUCGGAGGAGUUCCGCACCCCCACCCGCCCGCUGCUGCUGCCCCGGCUCGCGCGGCCGCGCCCGCCGGCCUGUCGGAGGGCGCGAAGCUGGCGGCCAAGCUUCAGGCGAAUUUGUGGGCCACGGACGCGGCCACACCCAAGUGGUUCAUCAUUCGCGGCGGCUUCCAUGUCGGGCGCGUCAUGAACAAGGAGCGGCUUACCCUAGCGACUAGAAAAUUCGCUCUCAUCACCGACAAGGCGGCCGCGCAAAUCUCUAAAUUGACGGACUUUGCGGCCGAGCACUUCUUCACCAAGAUGCCAGACGGGGUGCUGCCCACGGCAAUGCCGCCGCAAAUGCAUAUCACGGUGGCGGUGAAAGUGUUUUUCGCAGCUAUCGAAGCCGGCAUGGGGGGGGCGGAUGCUCUCUGCACGGAGCGCGUGAAGAGCCUGCACCGGGAAUUUCUGGCGGUCGAAUCUCAGCUCUCAGCGUACCUUACGCUCCAUUUCGUGGAGCUGGCCGCGUUCCCGGCGAAGACCCGCGACACUGUCUUGGCAGCGUACAACAUUGGUUUCAACGACUUUUUCCACGAUCUAGCGGCGCGGGGCGAGGACUUGCUGCAGGAACAUAGCAACGGCCCCCCAACGUCGGCCUCCGUCAUCAGCAUGGAGUCGCCGAAGUUCACGAAGCUAAAAAACCUGAUCAAGGAGGAAGACUCUAAUUCCCUCGUCGCGAGGUCAAAGUCAUGGUCCGCGGAGAAGACGGCCCCGCCCACCCCCGCCGCCGCAUCUGCCGCCGCCGCCUCCGCCGGGGAGGAGGGGGGGGGCGCGGGAGCGCCAACUUUGGCCGCGGGGCCGGGGCCGGGAGCGGGACUUGACGGGGCGGGCUCUGCCUUCAGGCAGAGCCGACAUCAGGAGGGAGGGGGUCUCCAGCGGGAGCCGGUACCCUCUUCGCAGACAUCGGGAGAUCCGUCGGGGUUCCCGGUGUCUCCACACCUGGGUUCAGAUGUUCAGUGCAAUCACAAUUCAGAGUCCGUACCAGCCAGAACCGCAGGGACAGACGCUCUCGGAGCCGCAGGUCCGGAUGUCCGGAUGUUCAGUGCAAACACACCCACAACGCAGAGUCCGCCGUAGUAGGAACCGCAGGGACAGAUGCUCACGGAGCCACAGGUCCGGAUGUUCACGGCUUCCACAGCUCAGAGUUGGCACUUGUAAGAACCGCAGGGACGGAUGCUCACGGAGCCGCAGGUCCGGAUGUUCAGUGCAAACAC